AUGGAAAUUAAUGGUUCUGUCUCCAAGCAAAAUGAACCUUCCCUUCUUCUCUCGGAGUCCCUUGUAAGGACUCCCUGGGGGCUCUGCCUGGGCCCCAAGAAGGAGUUUUGGACCCUUCACGGCCUUCUGAUGCGCCACAGGGGCGUCCCCACUCGAAAGCUGGCGCUGCUUCUGCCACAAAUAUUGCUCUUGGCUGUUGUUCUGCUGAGUUCCCCCGCCUGCUGCCGUGUGGUGUUUGUGUCUCCCCAUGGGGGGCCCCUGCUUGGCGUUUCUGCGUCUGUGGACGCUGAGUUCGCCCCCUGGGGGCCCCCCGUAGAAGAGGUGGUGGGGCAACUGAUAUAUAAAGGCAGCAACUGUGGGGCCUCCGACCCCACGCUGCUGUCGGCCACCUCUCUGGACUUCCGCCCCAAAAUUCUGCGCCUGUCGCUGCUGAGUGCCCUUGACUGGCUGGCCACGCGGCUGCUGCCCUUUAGGAGCAGGCUACGACAGGGGCACCACAGUGGGCCGUUUUCUGCUGCUCUUACUGACUUCCACUUUGUCCCUGGUGCUGCUGCAGAAGAAGCUUCAGCGCUGCGCGCGCAAGCGCUGGCUGCAGGGACGGAUCCGCUUGCUGCUGUUUCUGCAGCAGCAGCAGCAGCAGGCACAGAGGCAUCUGCGCCAGCUACAAAGGGCGAUAGCUGGCGCUGGGCAAUGGAACGCACGGGAGCUGCUCGCAGGGAGUCAUUAAAGCUGAUGCUUCCCUUUAGCUCCUUCUUGUGGGUAGAGGGGAAGGGGCCCUGGGCGCCCCCCGAGGGCCCCCCAAGUGGCCCUCUCGGCGGUGCCACGACAAGCAAAACCUCCAUUACCUCACUGCCAAUUUCAGACUUUUCAGUGGAGUCGGACCACGAGCCCUCGCAGCAGCAGCUGGAGCAGCAGCAGCAGCAGCGCGAGGCAGAAGCUGCUACAGCAGCAACCGCAGAAGAGGGAGCCACUGCAGCAGACGCCGAAAGCGUAGCAGCAAGACAGAAAGAAGAGAGCGCCAUGCGGGCAAUGGAGGCAAGGGGCUUCUUUUUACGGGGACGGGAGCGGCGGCCAGAGAGCAUCCACAAGAGGGUUUGGCUGCUUGAUCAGUGCAAGGAGGAAGAUCUGCUGCUGCUAAUCAAGGCAGCAAACGGCUCUGGCGUUGCUGCGCUGCUGCUCACUGACACUCUGUUUAAGGACUACUCGGUGCCUUUGCUGGGCAACGUGUUCGCUCCCAAGCCCCUUAUGCCCGUCGCCUCCGUGCCAGACUCCCCGCUGCUGCAGCAGGUGAAGCAGCACGCAGCAGCAGCUGCUGCAGCAGGGGCGGAUCCGCUGUAUGUACUGGUGGACCGGUUACCCUCGAAAGGCGCGGACUGUGGGGCGCAGCAGCCGGUGCUGCUCGCGUCGCUGCUGACUCUCCCAUUUUGGUGCUUGCUGGCUUGGCUGUCGCAGCAACAGUGCGGGGAGGACAGGGGCCGCGACGUGACUGCGCUGCACAGGCUGCUGCUGCUGCCGCCGGCUCUGAAGGCCACAGCUGCUGCUGCACAUGUCGUGUACGCCCUCCAGUGCCCCGCCUGGAAUGCGCCGGGCUCCCAGUACAUCAUCAUGGCGGUUAUGGCUUCCGAGACGCUUUUUCAAACCCUAUUCGUAGCAUGCAUCUUGCUUAUCAGCAAGGGCUACCUUAUCACCAGAGAAACACUCAGCAGCAGUGAAAGCAUCGCCAUGGCAGUGCUGAUAAGCGCCGUGUAUGUCAUGAGCAGCGUCAGCCAAGUGGACCCCCUGGAAUGCUUGCCGGCUCGUUUGGUUCUCCAGCUGGUCACUCUUGGGACAAUUCUGCCCUCGUGCUCCAGCUGCAUCCGAAAAAUCAGGCUGCGCCUGGAGUACGUGCGUGCUGCGGGCCUUGAGGAUUUGCGGCGGGCGUUGGAGCUGAAGGAGAACAUGUUCGAAGUGCACGCUCUGUCGUGCUUUUUUUUCUUUGUGGUUUCCUGCCUCUCAUCCAUUUCUUUUCUCCUUAUCUUAGACCGCCCUGACCUUUCCGAUGCUGUCACCGUCUUCCUCGAGCUGGGCUUGUGGAGUGUCGUAGCAGCAACUUUCAGGCCUAGGCGAGGGCUCCCUUACUUCACGCUUCUACAGGCCGUAGAGCAGCAACCCAUCUUGCCCAUGUACGCAGCAACCCCGCUGCUGCGCUGCCAAGAUGGGCUGUCAGAUUGGGGAACUUCGCGCGGCGGCGCCGGCGGCGCCGGCCAGCUAGACGAGUCCUUUACGGGGGAAUGCCCUAUUCUGAUUGUGAACCCAUCAGCUCCAGGCUCCAACGCCGACGCCUACAAGGGCCUCGCUGUUGGCACUCUUAUCGCCCCCCGCAACCCGCAAAGCUAA
This is a messenger RNA of Eimeria tenella, 2376 nucleotides long. RefSeq lists its product as uncharacterized. Bases 1 to 2376 code for a protein of 791 amino acids. The record is from RefSeq and is a predicted model, not a curated record. NCBI's taxonomy places the organism in Eukaryota, Apicomplexa, Conoidasida, Eucoccidiorida, Eimeriidae. The transcript is spliced from 4 exons.